AUGUCAGAGGUCCCGGUUUCGUCGGUGUCUAAUGAGUUUGGGCAACAGCGUGUUGUGACCGCCUGUCUGCCUUGCCGCCGUCGGAAAGUCAAAUGCGAUCAUGCCCAGCCUGUGUGUUCAGCUUGCAGACGAGGCAAUCGAGCCUGUACAUAUGCAAGCCCUCAGCUCGGUACACCAGGACCUCUUCGCCGGACCGGAAACGGAGUGACCCGACAGCGACCCAGCUUGCGGAACGGACAAGACGAAAUCAGAACACGCCUUGACAGACUCGAAAGGCUGCUCGAACAAGCGCUCAGCAAGGGCUACGAACGAUCCUCUCCCGUUCCAGGAAGCGGUACAGUUCAAGAUUCGGAGGAUGAAGCUCACUCUGUCGGUGCUGUACCCAAUUUGACAAGCCCACAAAUCGACCAUGAGACGCUCUCGGCCGAUGGUUACGAUGGCGCUCUACUUGUGGGCGCUGGUGCAGGCCAUUCUCGGUGGGUUUCUUCGCUGCAUUAUGCAUUAUUAGCUGAUCAGAUACAUGAUGUGAAGAUGCUGCUCGGAGAGCAAACCAGAGGGAAUUUUGCUGCAGAUCCUAUAUCCUUGGAUCAAGCAAGCCCUCAGUUCCCAUUUUCAAGCACGACUAUCGGUGACAUAACUCGAUGGUUACCCGGAUCAGCGGAGGAAUGUUUCAGCUUGCUGGAAAUUUUCAUCUCUAACGUUGACCCUGUGACAAGAUUAGUUCACAAGCCAUCGCUCAAAGAUCGAUUCACACACUACAUCAAUCACGUCUUUCGUCUGUGCAUAUAUGACGACCAUGAUGGUAGCGAUGCGAAUAUCUCGGCCACAAAGUUUCCCACAUUUGAGCCUCUCGUUUUUGCCAUUCUUCACUCAGCGAUAAACAGCUUGUCACCUGAGUCAGUACUGGCCACAUACAAUGCGGACAGAGAUUCUUUGCUAGCUCAAUUCCAAAGAGGAGUUGAACUAGGUCUGGGACGAGAAAACUUUGUGACUACAUCUAGCAUCGAGGUUUUGCAAGCUUUCGUGCUUCUCCUGACUUGCCAAUCUCGAGAAGAUGAUAUGGCAAGAACAUGGACCUUCCUUGGACUCGCGGUACGAAUUGCUCUUUCGCAAGGGUUGCAUCGAGAACCUUCCUUGUUCCCUUCCUACAACAUGGACGUUGUCCAAGUUGAACUUCGUCGUCGACUUUGGCAUCAAAUCUGUCACCUUGAUUAUCGCGCUGCUGAAAGCACGGGACAAGAACCUAGUAUAUCAGAUGAUGAUUUUACAACUUUGCUGCCUAGCAAUAUCGACGAUAACAACCUGAAGCAGGGUUCCCAUGCAAUUUCUGAAACUACUUCAGUGCCUGGCUUUACGGACAUGUCAGGACAUCUUAUCCGACUACAUGGGAUCCACUGUUUCAGGGAUAUUGUUAAAAGUACUUACCGGCUGGAGCGCCAUUUGAAGUCCUCGAUGAUUGUCAGACCCAAUACACUUCACCCAGUCGCUGAGUUCCAAGCCGUUUUCAUCGAAGUGCGGACCAAGAUCAACAAGAUGAAAGACGAUUUCCAAACACAGUACCUUGCAUUUUGCAAUCCUCAAAUAUCAGAACAACGCCUUGCGCUCGGUCUGGCUGUCAUCGUUGAGUGGAAAUGUUGGUCCAUUUUAUGGCUUCGAACACCACGAGAGUAUCGCGAGGCCGUAAUAUCACCAGAGAUUAGACAAACCGUUCUGGGAAGCUCUAUUAGCUUAUUGGAAAGCAUCAACAUGAUGCCUGGGGACAAAGAUGCCAAAAGGUUCCAAUGGCACAUUGGCAGCCAUUCUUGCUUUCAAGCAAUCAUGCAUAUCAUCUCGGAACUUGAUACACCCGCAUUCAAGUCCCCGCAUCACGAAACACUUCGUUCUCGUGCUCUAGUUGCUUUACAAUCAACAGUCAGUAUGAGAGGUUGUGUGGGUAAUCCAAUAUGGAAUGUGAUCGACCGGAAGAUUUCGAACGGUUUGGGGAGUACUUCAGGACUUGCCCAAUCUGCAUUAGCAGUGUCACAAAAGAUUACAUUCCAACCGGGUACUACAAGUGAUAGAGAAGGCGACCUCGCAGCUUUUGUGCAGCAGACAUCUGCUCCGGCUUCAGUUGAUGCGAAUUCAGCAUCGAACGCCAAUGUGUUCAAUGAUCUUGAAAAUCUCGACGGUCUUUACACGCUUGACCAUACCGUUGAUUUUGAUUGGACCUUUUUCAAUGUAGACCCGACAAUCUAA
Molecule: messenger RNA, 2235 nt
Organism: Dothidotthia symphoricarpi CBS 119687
Lineage: Eukaryota; Fungi; Ascomycota; Dothideomycetes; Pleosporales; Dothidotthiaceae
Product: putative C6 transcription factor
Exons: 5
Coding region: 1-2235 (744 amino acids)
Biological process (GO): regulation of DNA-templated transcription; DNA-templated transcription
Molecular function (GO): zinc ion binding; DNA binding; DNA-binding transcription factor activity, RNA polymerase II-specific
Source: RefSeq, a predicted model, not a curated record